Molecule: messenger RNA, 240 nt
Organism: Euleptes europaea (tarantolino)
Lineage: Eukaryota; Metazoa; Chordata; Lepidosauria; Squamata; Sphaerodactylidae
Exons: 4
Source: RefSeq, a predicted model, not a curated record
GUGUGUGUGUGUGUGUGUGUGUGUGUGUGUGUGUGUGUACAUAUAUAUCUAUGUCCUAAUCUACGUAUAUCUAUCUGUGUAUAUAUGUGUGUAUGUGUAUAUAUCUUUGUGUAUAUAUGUGUGUGUAUGUAUAUCUAUGUGUUUGUACAUAUAUAUAUGUGUAUAUAUGUGUGUGUAUGUAUAUACAUACACAUGUAUAUCUGUGUGUGUAUAUGUGUGUGUAUGAUGAGGAGCAAGUGA